Messenger RNA from Mytilus trossulus (common blue mussel), 1362 nucleotides. RefSeq names its product D-beta-hydroxybutyrate dehydrogenase, mitochondrial-like. NCBI's taxonomy places the organism in Eukaryota, Metazoa, Mollusca, Bivalvia, Mytilida, Mytilidae. Gene Ontology annotation, molecular function: oxidoreductase activity. The coding region runs from base 210 to 1295 and encodes 361 amino acids. The record is from RefSeq and is a predicted model, not a curated record. The transcript is spliced from 6 exons. Gene Ontology annotation, biological process: steroid metabolic process. Gene Ontology annotation, cellular component: intracellular membrane-bounded organelle.
UACACAUGUAAUGGUAUAAAACUUGUCUAGUUUAUUAUAAUAAAUCUUCAAUCUAUAAUGAUGAUAAGAAAGAUUUUGGAACAACUAGUACAUGUACCUGUAUGUAAUAUGCUGUAGCGGCUUAUAAUACGGUUCCAGUUGAAUACAAUUAUUUUCAAAUCGUGUCUUAUCUUAUAUGUACGUAAGAUAGUAGAAUUACUUGUACAAUAAUGGACAUAACUUUGAUUUGUCGCUCAUUAUUUACAGCAAGUGUGCUGUUGUGUAUACUUAUUGUUUGCUAUGAGAAAUACAUAAGUUUGAUCUGCUUUGGGAUAUUUUAUUUGACAUUCAAAGUCACCGAACGAAAAUUCAAGGAAUAUUUGCCUGUAAAUAAAAAGGCUGUUCUGAUAACUGGAUGUGAUACAGGAUUUGGACACGACUUAGCAAACCGGCUUGUCGACGACGGGUUUAUUGUGUUUGCUGGUGUAUUAAACUACAAUGGAAAAGGAGCAUGCGAACUAAGAAAUAGGAAUCUUAAAAAUUUAAAUGUUUUACAACUUAAUCUUACGAAAUCGGAUGAAAUAGACAAGUUAGUUGCUACAGUUUCAGAACAAUGCUCUGCAAAAGGUUUGUGGGCAGUAGUUAACAAUGCAGGAAUAGGGAUUGGAGGAGAUAUAGAACUGUGUAAUUUACAGCAAUACAAACAUAUAAUGGACAUCAAUUUGUUAGGACAUAUGACUAUCAUCAAAGCAUGCUUACCUUUGUUACGACGAUGUAAAGGGAGAAUUGUUAAUGUUUCAUCUGUAAGAGGUCGAUUUUCAUGGCCCGGAUAUUCAACAUACCACCUGUCAAAAGCUGGAGUGGAAACAAUGUCGGAUUCUUUACGAUUGGAAAUGGUGAAAUUUGGUAUCAAGGUUGUAAUUGUUGAACCCGGUUGGUUUCCAUUAGCAACCGCAUCGAUGUCAAUUGAAACGUGUGAAAGGGUGAAGAAGGACUGCGAAGAACAAUGGAAAGAAUCAAGCGAAGAAAUUAAACGGUUGUACGGAAGAAAAUACUUUUUUGCAUGGUAUGACGAAAUGUUGGUGAAUCGAAAUGACACACGUGCAGCCUCGUCACCGGGACCUGUUAUUGACGCCAUGUUAGACGCUCUCCGAAACGUCCAUCCUAAAUAUAGAUAUCUGGUUGAUGGCGGACAGGGAUUGAACAUCGAUACUCGUGCCAGAUUAGCUGCAUGUUACAACUUUUUACCAGAUUUUGUUAGUGAUCCAUAUCUAAUGUGGUCUAGCGGAUAUAAAUACAGACGACUGGGUGAAUAAAAGUAACAUCUCUAUAUUCCAUGUCUUCCAACGUAAAUGUUAAAAACGUUAAUUAAAAUAAACUCAU